Messenger RNA from Talpa occidentalis (Iberian mole), 5007 nucleotides. RefSeq names its product interactor of little elongation complex ELL subunit 2 (gene ICE2). The record is from RefSeq and is a predicted model, not a curated record. Lineage: Eukaryota; Metazoa; Chordata; Mammalia; Eulipotyphla; Talpidae. Bases 225 to 3131 code for a protein of 968 amino acids. Gene Ontology annotation, biological process: snRNA transcription by RNA polymerase II; positive regulation of transcription by RNA polymerase III; snRNA transcription by RNA polymerase III. Gene Ontology annotation, cellular component: transcription elongation factor complex. The transcript is spliced from 16 exons.
GCAGGGCCGCGAGUGCGCGACUACGUCCUUUAAAUAAGGCCUCCUAAGGACGCGCGCGCGAGUGAGGAGUGGGAUGGAGAGUGUGUGGAGCUGGGCUCGCGCCGGGGCCCGAGCCGCUGCUGACCUCGAGUUGAGCUAGAUUCUGGAGAAAUCCUGCCAGUUGAAGUCUGCGCCAGAGCUAGGCAACAGAAUUGUAAGCUAAAGUGAAGCAGAAAUCUAGGAAUAUGAGCUCCCUGAUGGCCAUGGGUGAACCAAGGCUCAACUGGGAUAUUUCCCCCAAAAAUGGCCUGAAGACAUUUUUCUCUCGAGAAAAUUAUAAAGAUCAUUCCAUGGCUUCGAGUUUAAAAGAACUGUUUAUUUUGUCAAACAGACGUAUAGGAGAAAAUUUGAAUAUCUCAGCAAGUUCUGUAGAAAAUGAACCGGCAGUUAGUUCAGCAACUCAAGCAAAGGAAAAAGUUAAAACCACAAUUGGAAUGGUCCUUCUUCCAAAACCAAGAGUUCCUUAUCCUCGUUUCUCUCGUUUCUCACAGAGAGAGCAGAGGAAUUAUGUGGAAUUAUUGGCUAAAUAUGCCAAAAUGCCUGCAAAUUCUAAAGCUAUUGGAAUAAAUAAAAAUGACUACUUACAAUAUUUGGAUAUGAAAAAACACGUGAAUGAAGAAGUUACUGAAUUCCUCAAGUUUUUGCAGAAUUCUGCAAAGAAAUGUGCACAGGAUUAUAAUAUGCUAUCUGAUGAUGCCCGUCUCUUCACAGAGCAAAUUUUAAGAGCUUGUGUUGAACAAGUGAAAAAGUAUCCAGAAUUCUAUACUCUCCAUGAAGUCACCAGUUUAAUGGGAUUCUUUCCAUUCAGAAUAGAGAUGGGAUUAAAGUUAGAAAAAACUCUUCUUGCUUUGGGCAGUGUGAAAUAUGUGAAAACAGUAUUUCCAUCAAUGCCUGCAAAGUUGCAGCUCUCAAAAGAUAACAUGUCUGCUCUCGAAACACCAGAGCAAAUAGCUGCAGCUAUGCAUUAUGAUAUUAGCAAAGAUCCAAAUGCAGAGAAACUUGUUUCAAGGUACCACCCUCAGAUAGCUCUAACUAGCCAAUCAUUAUUUACCUUAUUAAAUAAUCAUGGACCUAACUACAAGGAGCAGUGGGAAAUUCCAGUGUGUGUUCAAGUAAUACCUGUUGCAGGUUCAAAACCAGUUAAAGUAAUUUAUAUUAAUUCACCACUUCCCCAAAAGAAAAUGACAAUGAGAGAGAGAAAUCAAAUCUUCCAUGAAAUUCCAUUAAAAUUCAUGAUGUCCAAAAGCACAUCAGUUCCAGUCUCUGCGGUGUUUAUGGAUAAACCUGAAGAGUACAUAACUGAAAUGGAUAUGUCUUAUGAAGUUAAUGAAAACCGAAAAAUUGAACCCCUUGAAAAUUUGGAUCUGGAUUUUGAUGAUGAUGUCACAGAACUUGAAACUUUUGGAGUAACCACUACCAAACCUUCAAAGUCACCAACUUCAACAAGCACGUCUACAGUGCCCAACACAACAAAUACUCCCACAGCACCCAGUGCAGCAACACCCAUGGCACCAAUUGCACCGGACAUUUCUGCUCAUUCUAGAAGUUUAUCUCACAUUCUAAUGGAACAGUUGCAAAAGGAGAAACAGUUGGUGACUGGUAUGGAUGGCAGCCCAGAAGAGUACAGAAAUAAAGAUGAUCAGGGAUGUGUUCCAAGUAAUGAAAAGGUAUCAAAUUCUGACAAAUCUUUGAAGCAGAAUAGUGACUUGAAAGCAUCUGAGAACUUAGAGCUAGAAAGUCCUAUGGAAAUCGAAACCUGUAAUGAAAAUAUGACUACUGAUAUGGUUCUAGAGAACACAGGCAAUUCAAAGGAUAAGACUGUUGGAUCAGAAGCAGAUAAAACUGAAGAUGUAAUGUGUAAUAGUGAUACAGAUGAAGACUGUUUAAUCAUUGAUACUGAGUGUCAAAGUAGUAGUAAUGGAAAGACAGCCGACGUGGAUUCCAAUAUAAGUUCUGAGCCAGCUAACCCAAUUUCUUCCUCAGGACAGGCUUCUGUAGGAAACCAGAAUAAUACUAGUAGUUCUGAAGAGUCGUGUGUUUUAAAAAAACCAAUCAAACGAGUAUAUAAAAAAUUUGAUCCAGUUGGAGAAAUUUUAAAAAUGCAGGAUGAACUCUUAAAGCCCAUUUCCAGAAAAGUGCCUGAAUUGCCCUUAAUGAAUUUAGAAAAUUCUAAAGAACCUCCUGUUUCUGAGCAACCCUCUGCUGCUUCAGAUACCUCUAGUUGGCCAAGAUCUAUAUGGCCUUCUGCAUUUCAUAGGCCAAAAGGAAGAUUGCCAUAUGAACUUCAGGACUAUGUUGAAGAUACUUCAGAAUAUGUAGCUCCUCAGGAAGGAAAUUUUGUUUACAAGUUAUUUAGCCUGCAAGACCUGUUGUUACUUGUGCGAUGCAGUGUCGAAAGGAUAGAGACCAGACCGCGCUCUAAAAAACGGAAGAAAAUCAGAAGACAAUUUCCAGUUUAUGUACUACCAAAAGUGGAGUAUCAAGCUUGUUAUGGAGUUGAAGCUCUGACUGAAAGUGAACUUUGUCGCUUAUGGACUGAAAGUCUAUUGCAUUCCAACUGCUCAUUUUAUGUUGGACAUAUUGAUGCAUUUACUUCAAAGCUUUUCCUGCUAGAAGAAAUUACCUCAGAAGAAUUGAAAGAAAAACUUUCAGCACUCAAGAUUUCAAGUUUAUUUAACAUCCUCCAACACAUUCUAAAGAAAUUGAGUAGUUUGCAGGAAGGUUCCUACUUGUUGUCUCAUGCAGCAGAAGAUUCUUCCCUCCUGAUCCACAAGACCUCAGAUGGAAAAUUUAGUAGGACAGCAUACAAUUUACAUAAAACACAUUGUGGUCUUCCUGGUGUGCCUUCUAGUCUCUCAGUUCCCUGGGUUCCAUUAGAUCCCAGUCUCUUGUUACCUUAUCAUAUCCAUCAUGGAAGAAUACCUUGUACUUUUCCUCCUAAGUCACUAGAUCCCACAACACAACAAAAGAUGGGUGGAACACGAGUGCCUGCUCGUAGCCGCAGGAAUCCAGUUUCCAUGGAAACCAAAAGCCUGCCUGCUCAGCAAGUUGAAAAUGAAGGAGUGGCUUCAAAUAAAAGAAAAAUUACUUGAGGACUCUAUCAUGAAAAAUGAACAAAAGUCAAAAUUAACAGUGUUCAAUUUAGCUUUUUGAGGGGAAAUAUGCCUAAAAGAGCUAUCAAAAAGAGAAACUUUUUUUUUAGUGUCUGAGACUUCUUAGAGUGCCUUGACUAUGUGAAGGAAUGUUUCAACCAAAAUGGAAUACUGUGUUCUUAACACUUGAUGUUUGAAGAGAAUCUAGGUAUGUUUAUUAUUAUGCAGGGAAAUACAUAGAGAAGAAAAAUAUUUUUGCAAGACUUUUUCCAGCAAUUGUAAAUAGGAAAAUAAUUUGCUUUUUUCAAGAGUGAUGUUUAUCAUUAUGUACUACGUUAAAAUUUUGAGUUGUAUUACCACUCUAUUGAGAUUUGCUGUAUAGAUUAAAUCUUGCCACUGUCAGUGAUCAUCUUGAGCAAUAUAAAUCUAGUUUCUAACCCUGUGACAGUUCUUAAUAUACUACUUUAAUAUCAUUAAAGAUUAGUAAAGUUAAUACCUUUUAAAACUUGGUGAAAUUUCAUUCCAGACUUAAAAUCCCUGGGCCUCCCUGGUGGCACAUGGGGUGUAGUCUGAGCACUAUGAAGCUAUCUUCAGCCACUGCAGCAUGGCCAGGGAGCUAACAUACAUGGCGCAGCAGACCUCUCCUGUCUCGCCUGCUGCUCCCCUCAGCAGUGUAUUUCCAUGAAUCAACCUGUUCUCCCCACUCUGUCUCUGGUGAAUCCUCUUACCACCACUGCUCUCCCUACCCUCCCUCCCUUCACACCUCUGGCCUACAGCCCAGCUGUUGUAUGCAUAAAUAAAUAAAUCUUUUUUUAAAAUAUUAAACUCCCUGCUGCUGAAAAGUUACAAGUUAACAAUUUCUUUUUGAUAAGCCAUAAAUUUGCUUACAAAAAAAACAAACUUGCAGUCUAGCAGGUUUGGUGAUGAAUAUGUUUAUCUCUUGGCACAUAUCACAACUGAGUGUUGAACUUCACCACUGAAAGCAAAGGAUAGUAUAUUUCCCAGAAAAACUUCAUUAUUUCAACUGACAAGGCUAGUGGGCAAUAAAACAAACUAAUUUUACCUCAUUCUAUACUGAUUAAAUUUUUUUGGCCCACAGAAAUUAAUUUGGGAAGGGGCAUGGUCAGCUGAUAUUGUCGCCCAUACAUAAUGUUCUUGGACUUACGAAAGAAUGAACCUAUUUAAUUUUUGUAUCCCUUGUAUUCUUUAAUACUCUUAAAGUUUUCAGAAAUAUGGAUAUCAUUUGUAAAUAUAGGUUUUGUAAUCUGAGGUAGUAUUUGCUUUGUUUUUAGAACUUUCUAGUUGUUUUGUUUAAAUCUCCUCAAGUUUCAUAAGUAACAGGUGAAUAUUUUUAAUCUUCAACUGCCAAUUUUUGUUUUGGUUUUUUCGAUCAGCUAUAAAAUAUUUUUAAUGAGUAAUUAUUAGUAAAAUUAUACAUUUUAAUAUAUAAUUUCCUUAUCCUGCCAUUCAUUCCUUUUUUAAAAUCUUGAGCUUUUUUUUGUAGUGGAUUUUACAUGGUUUUUUUGGUUGUUUUUCUGCUUUUCUUUUAACUGUCACAUACCCACAUACCCCAGAAAUAUUUUAGUUCUGAAUCAUUUGGCAUUGAAUAAGGGAGACAUGGGAUACUACUGAAUACUCUUAAAAAAAAAAAGAAAAUGAUUGCUUCAGGCUUUUGAAUAUCAGAAAGACUUGGCUUUAUUUUUUAAUAAUACUUUUUACUUAGCAAAAUGUGUGAUCAUGCUACUAAUUAUUUUAAAAUUAUCUUAGCCAUAUAGUUGAAUAAACCUGAUAACAUGUCAAGUUACUCUUAGUUUUCCACUUGUGCUUGACCCUCUUUAAAAAAAAUUUCAUAGUGUCUUGUAUUCUUUUUCUUGAU